UCACAAACAAAUUUACAGGGUCUUUUGGACACCCCCCUCCUCCCCCCCCUCUCAUUUAGCUUUUGUUCUGUUCAAUUGACCAUAUGUUAUGAGUAUUUUGGAUCUUUGAAAACGUUUAAUGUCUUGUUUUGCCCCCUAUAUGCGUCCACUUUUUCUCUUCAUCCAUUAUGUCUGGAAUAGAAUUUCCAUCAAUGAGCCCAAGAAGGAGCAUGCGAAACGUGAACCAUCUCAAUGUGCAAAAUGAAAUCCAAAUGGACCCCCAAAUGGACCCCCAAAAUGGAGCACAAGGCUUGCGAAAUGCCGCCCGACUCAACAGGACUAAACGAGACAUGGCAAAAGAGCUUUUCUCUGAUAAAAUUAGAGAAAAAGUUCGUCAAGAAAGACAGGCAUUUCAACGGUUGAUUGCUGUUCGCGAUGCUGAGAUUGCUCAGCUGAAGGCCGAUUUGCAAGGAUGCCAUACGCACAACCGGAGUCUAAUGCAAGCAAUGAAUAUGAUUUCACGACAGUUGCACGAGGUUAUGCAGGGUAUACAGCAACAUGAGAACUCUCAAUUGAGGGCUGACACUGCUGGCGACAACAACCCAAGGCUUCUAGCAACCGACCCUGAUCCACAGAACAUGUCUUUUCCAAAUGACCACAUAUAUGUCCAACUUGAGGGUGCUGCUCCGCCAUUUAGUGGUACCGUACCCUCAAACAAUGCAUAUAGUUUGGAAGUUCAACCAUUGCCCCAAGUUGCUGAAAACAUUCGCGCGGGUGAGGAGGAUGAUGAAAGAUAUCUUGAUCAUAUUUUCAGUGCUGUGUAG
Talaromyces stipitatus ATCC 10500 is the source of this 803-nucleotide messenger RNA. RefSeq lists its product as uncharacterized. Lineage: Eukaryota; Fungi; Ascomycota; Eurotiomycetes; Eurotiales; Trichocomaceae. The transcript has 2 exons. Bases 168 to 803 code for a protein of 211 amino acids. The record is from RefSeq and is a predicted model, not a curated record.